This is a messenger RNA of Paramisgurnus dabryanus, 783 nucleotides long. It is a transcript of the gene six7, whose product is annotated as SIX homeobox 7. Gene Ontology annotation, cellular component: nucleus; transcription regulator complex. NCBI's taxonomy places the organism in Eukaryota, Metazoa, Chordata, Actinopteri, Cypriniformes, Cobitidae. Gene Ontology annotation, molecular function: DNA-binding transcription factor activity, RNA polymerase II-specific; RNA polymerase II cis-regulatory region sequence-specific DNA binding. The record is from RefSeq and is a predicted model, not a curated record. Gene Ontology annotation, biological process: regulation of transcription by RNA polymerase II; eye development.
CCAGCCAUGUUUCCUUUACCGAUGUUCACACCUGACCAGGUGGCUCGUGUGUGUGAGAAUUUAGAGGAGACCGGAGAUAUCGAGCGCUUGGGGCGCUUCCUAUGGUCCCUGCCCGCGGCUGUACCCGGAUCUGCAGGUGAACUUCUCAACCGCCACGAGUCGGUAAUGCGAGCCCGAGCGCUCGUCGCUUUUCACGGAGGGAAUUUUGAGGCUCUCUACCAGAUCCUGCAGAGUCACCGCUUUACGCGAGAGUCUCACGCCAAAUUGCAAGACCUGUGGCUGGACGCACACUAUCGCGAGGCGGAGCGCCUGAGGGGCAGGCCACUCGGCCCGGUGGAGAAGUACCGCAUACGGAAGAAGUUUCCCCUUCCACGAACCAUCUGGGAUGGCGAGCAGAAGACUCACUGUUUUAAGGAGAGAACCCGUAGUCUCCUAAGGGAAUGGUACCUGCAGGAUCCCUAUCCGAACCCAUCCAGAAAACGGCAUCUGGCCCAGGCUACAGGUCUCACACCCACACAGGUGGGCAACUGGUUCAAAAACAGAAGACAGCGGGACAGAGCAGCAUCUGCUAAGAAUAGACUGCAGCAGGAUUCCUCCCUCCUUCCCUCAGGUUGUUCUUCAGAAUGUUCCUCAUCAGAGCACAACCCCCACCUUCACAAUUCCUCUCCGCGUCAUCCUGGCAGCCCAGACAACAGUGACUGCAGCUCGGGUACAGGGCCAAGGGGGACCGGGGCCUCAACGCCAGACAUAUCAGUGAGCAGUGACAGCGAGUUUGAGUCGUGA